Molecule: messenger RNA, 4840 nt
Organism: Porites evermanni
Lineage: Eukaryota; Metazoa; Cnidaria; Anthozoa; Scleractinia; Poritidae
Source: the annotation of a GenBank genome assembly
AUGGCGGACGGCAGCUCAACUGAAGGUUUGACCUAUUUUUCACUAUAUUUAAUUUAUGUUAUGUAUCGAUCCUUUGUUGUAAUAGACUAAUUAUUAUAAACUAUUACUUUUUUGCCAGCUCCUCAAGAGCAGGUUUCAUUGCUUCCUCCAGAGGAAAAUAGCCAAAGCCAACCCGCCGAGGUUAGAAAGUCUGCAUGCAAAGGCCUGUCAAUUAAUCUUUACUUUAAUUUCAUGUUUAAGGCUUUGUGCCUGUAGCACAAGUACUAUAUAGAAGCCAGAUCUUGAGUCUUUUUCAAAAAACGUAGCGAAGAACUUAUUACCUUUUUUAUUUUUUACUUUAUUUACAAUUCUGAAAUAAGGGAUUUUUGGUGUAAGACAUUUAGAGGACUGUUGCAGCUUACUUAUUCAGUCUCCUUGUAGGUCCAUUUUUAAGGGAAGAGGCUUUAAACGACUCCUGUCUAGUGUUCCCCUUGGUUCAUAACAAGUUCGCCUUGCACACAUACUUUACCUCUAAUUUGAAAAUCGCAGUCACCUGACAAUCCUCAGGCAUCCUUUCAAUUCAUAAAUCUUUUUAUGUUAAUUACAGGCUCCGCAGGAAACAUCUCCUCAUGCUGAAAUUGGAUUGACAGAAAAUGUGCAGGUAACUAGUGGUUAACGAUUGUGCUGGGAAGGUCUGAGGUUUGGUUGUUGUUAAUGAAUUUUGCAUCACAGCAGAGAAGAGCUUGUGUGGCUCAUGACCCAUUCUGCAUAUCUUGGCAGAAUUCGACAAGAUCUUUUGCAUUAAAUGCAUGCGCAUCACAUGCAAACUAAACUGCUGGAUUGCAAACAGUGAUACAGUGUAUUCUCUUUUAAUGGACACCUCUAUGAGAUGGACACCUAGAGUCUGUCCCUUCCUUUCCUUACUCCUAUUAUUUGACACCACUCUUGGACGGACACUUAGUGCAGGUCCCAAAGAUGUCCGACUAAGAGAGAGUUGACAAUACUCACGCUGACGUCACCUAUCGAUAUUAAUAUGCCAACAGAAGGGCAUUAGUUCUUGAAACAAAAGGUUCUUUUGUUUCACUCAUGACGAAUUUGAGUAACCAAAACACUGUUUGUAAACAGUGAAGUUUCCUAUACAUUCUAAGCUAGUUUCAUAAUGUCAUCCUAUUUGCAACUUUAAAAACAAGAACAGAACUGUAGCCAAUAAUUUGUCUAGCACUUGUUUCUGGUACCAUUACUGGGGAGACACUGGUCAGCUAUUAGUCCCUGUAGUGGACCGGAAGUCGUUCUACAUAUUGCAAGAUUAUUAUGGGAUGAAGUAGAACAGGAGGACAAAAUAUGUAUGUGGUGCGUAAGGCAGAUUAAAAGCAUGUUGAGUUGUUGACUUGUCCUAUAUUCUGAGACAAGACCAUUAUGGUCCCUAGCUGAACAGUCCCAGAAAAGAUAGGCACUGCAAAUGUGUACUUUUAUUGGAAAGUUUAAACUAUAAACAUCAUUUCCUGGUCAUUUCAUGGCUCUUGAAGAAAUGAAAGUAGCUGGUGAAACCUUGCAUAGAAGCCAGUGAAGUUCGCCAGCUUCCGGCUCUUAUAUACAACGUUGCCUUGUAGAAAAAGUAAAUCCUUGCAAAGAAUAGUGAAAUCCACAAAGCCAGUUUUCAACUGUACAUGUUUUUUUUUGUGUGUGUGUUUUUCUCCGGCCUGUUUGACUGAAUCAUUCUUGGUUAUGGUUUGAAAGGGGUCAUCCUGCUGUACCAGUUAGAUGUCAAAGUUGUCUACAGCUGUCAAAAUGAAUGACAUUACAAGUGGUACAAGGAGGUGUUCAUGGGUGAAUGGGUUAAUGAGUGAAGUGCAUAGGAGAUGUGCUCAAGGAAAAUUUGAAGGAGCUGGCUCCUUCUUCAAGGUAGUAUGCUUGUCUCCUGCAGCUGAUCCAUGAAGGUGCACAGAGGAUAAUAGUUUACUGGUGAUAAGUUAGCCAUAGUCUAGCCUGGAUAGCAGGCGCCGUGGUGUUUUUUUAGGGCAAAAAGGAGAAAUAUCGAGGGCAGGCACAUGCAAGGGGAGAAACAAUAUAUAACCCAAAAAACUAACCAGCCUUUGCCUUGCAGGCUAGCUAUAGUCCUGCAAAUGACUUUUGCAUUUCAUCCAGGAAGAGAAGUAAUAUUUCUAGGGUCUUACAAUACUGAAGCUGGGAUGACCUCUGGAUUGCAAGCCUUUUGUAAAUGCUUUUGUUAAGGGCUGCAGGCCAGACAUUUUGCCUGACUAUUAGAAAUGUGAGGCAUGGCUUCACAACUGGUAGAAGCAAUCUGUGGAUGAUACAAGGAAAUGCCAAAGCCACUGGCUACUCAUUCCACUUCCUUGUCUUCUCCUCAAACGUAGUGACAGUUCUGGUCACCUUAGUUCCAAAAUUAAUACUAUUAUUUCUUUUUACAUUCACCCAAAGAAAAUGGUGGAAAAAGAGAAAGAAGCAGCUGAAAAGCCAACCAAACCAAAAGUAGAGCUGCAGUCUUUGCCAACAAGAGCAUAUCUGGACCAGACAGUGGUACCCAUUCUACUUCAAGGCCUCUCCUCCUUGUCCAAGGACAGGUAAACUAUCUUUUGACUUUUGUCAAAAGUGGCUUUCCAAACUGGUUACUUCGAAAAUGACAUGCCAGGCUCUUAUGCAGGUGUUUUUACUAUUAAAUGCAGGUAUCAAUGUUUAGACGGAGAGGGGGUACGGGCAUAGGUGUGGUAACUCUUCCUUUGUCCCCUCUCUGGGGAUUUUGACCACAAAUGUUGACUUAUACAGCAGUUUUGGUAUUCCCAGAAAGGGAUAUUUUAUUUCUCUCUUAAGGGUUGGGAAUUCAACCAAAAAAUUGUAAAAAAAAAAAAUUCAAAUGCUCCACCUAUGCCCUUCCCUCCCCCCCCACCCCCUCUGUCCAAACAUUGAACAUUACCUGCAUUAGAACCCUGUCAGUGAUGUGUGCAAACUAUUUAACAAUUAUUCCUUGAGCCCGAAUGGGCUCUGAGUCAAUAGGCUAAAGACCGAAUGGGCUAUUGACUCAGAAGCCAUGAGGGGGAGAGGAAUAAUAUUGUUUUAGUAAAAUCUAACAAGUUGGUCAAAAAUAUCAAGACAAAACAACUUUAGCUAGCAAAAAACACAAUUCAGCCGCCAUUGUUUUGGUUUUCAAAGCUGACGCUUUUUGCUGGUAGUGGGCUAUAAUGUAUAGCCUAGUAGUAGCUCAACCAAUCAGGGUGCAGCGUUGAUAACAGACCACUAGUUGCAUUUUACUAAAUAGGAAUAGACUGACCUGGCUGAGCAGUCCCAAUAUUAAUGAUUAUUUUUUUUAUAAUGGUAGAAUUUUCUUUCUGACUCACUAGUCUAGCCAGCCAUUUCUUACUAAUGGAAAGUUGUCUUAAAGAAAACUUGUACCAAACCUAACUUACAUCCUUUGGGAGAGGACAGGAAGCGCAGAACCAGGACAAAAUGAAACCAUUUUCAAAUGAAAAUUGGCUAUGAACAUGUAGAAGUUUAAUACAGACAAUUAGGCUUUGUUCGUACUUGUGCUGUAAGGAAAAGAAAUAACAUAAUUUGUUUCAAGGCAAAUAAUAAGUGGAUCAAAAAACAAGAAAAAUAAGAACAAAAAUAAGAAAAAAAAUAAGAAAAAAAACUCCUGUUUUGGCUGUGCGCAUUCAUGAAUUCAAACUGGUGUGAAAUAAACGCAUGUUAAGCAACCACAAGACACUGACUACUGCACAUGCAUAUGUCACUUGAAUUUAACAAACAAGUAUCCACACAUAAAAUAACACCAAAAUAAAUGUCUGCUAUUCUCAUUGCUGACAAAAUUUGGACUGUGACGUAGGAAAUAAGAAACUCCAGUAAAUUCCGUUGUGUUGAGUCUGCUCCCUAUUGGCAUUAUGCAUUGAGGCCCUUGCUUAGAAUUGCUCAGUUUUUGCCCACCUCUUGGCCAGUGCAAUGGAGUUUAGUGGAAGUGACUUCAAAGUUUCUUCCCUCCUACCUCCCCUGGUGGCGGUUGACAUCGCAUACGCUCAUUAUUCAGCAUGCCUAUUGUCCUGGCAGUUGCGGUUUACUCCCUUAACUUAGUUCCCCAUGACACUGAAAUAUUAUACUAAUGAAUAUUUAAAAUUUCCAGUACAUUUUUAUUUAAGGCGCGGCUCAGUACAUCUUUGGAUAUGAUUUUUUUAAUAGUCAAAUUCUGUAAAGUAAUUGUAGAAGUGCAAGAACAAAGCUUUGUUAAUUCUACAAUGGAUAAUUUAGAUUUUGGUUUGACUUUUAAAUUAUUUUGUCUCAUCAAGUACCUAACAAGGAUUUCACUUUUACAUUUGUUUUUCAGGCCACCAAAUCCCAUUGAGUACCUUGCUACCUACUUGCUGAAAAACAAAGAUCAGUAUGAAGACAGCUAGUCAGUGGCACAGUUCAUAAUAUAUUUGUAAAUUAUUCAUGUGGGAAGCAGCAUGCCACUUCCUCAUUCCCUCUCAGUAGAAAAAAAAUUCACAGAGCUAACAAUGUGGCAAAUGUUUUAUGAAUUAUCAGCAAAGGUGUUGCAAUCUCUUUUGAAGCUGAAUUCUUUAUCAUUGUUCUUCUAUGAGUCAAGGAUCCAUCUGAAAGUUUUGCAGUCAAAAAAGUUCAGAUGCACAGUAAACUUUUAUGUCAUUUGUGAGUAAAUAUUGUCCAGGGGUGAGUGCUUUUUAAUGCACAAUAAUAUUGGAGGUUAUGAUAUCAGUUCUAUAUCUUUCACAGUUCAUUCGUUUUUCAUAGUUAACUAUUGUGAAACUUUUGAUAGCCUGUCUUCCUCACUUUGGAAUCUCUCUAUGUAUGUAACAUUUCACAAAAGUGUUGGAAUAAAGAAGCUUGUAAUCCAGUG